ACUAUUAAAUCAAGAACUAACUGGGAUAAAUAUAAAUAGAUUUAGGUUUAAACUUUCGGCCUUCGCCGAUGAUCUAACUGUCGGAAUAAGUUCCCUCGAUGACUGGAAUAAAUUCCAUGAACUACUAAAAUUAUAUAAAUCUGCUUCGAAUGCAAAAAUAAAUACAAAUAAAUCUAAGCUUGUCCCGUUGACAGAUAGUGCAUCUCAUAUGAAGCUGCCAGGCGAAGAAAAGUUUAAAAAACUUAAAGAUAAAGAAUCUAUUAAAAUUUUAGGCUUCACUAUUGAUAAGAGGGGACAACCAGGAGAUUUGUGGCAGGAAAUGACUCAGGAUUUUGAAGAAAUUAUUAAAAUAUUAAAUAAAGUAAAACCAUCAAAUGAAAGUAGAAUAUGUUUUGCGAGAUCUUAUAUCUGGUCCAAAAUCUGGUACCCUGCUUCCCUUUUACCUCCCAAUAGAGAAGAAAUAUUGAAAUUAAGUGAUUUAAUAACACAAUGGAUUAAUGUAGAAUCUUCAUUAAAUGAUAUUGAAAUUCCAACGCUUGAAAAUAUAUUAGAUGCUAGAUUUGUAUUAAUCUGGAUAAAACUAUUAACCACCAAUAAUUUAUGGGCAAAUAUAGAGAGGAGUUUAAUAGAAUCAAAAUUAAAAAUGAAUAACCAAUCUAUAACGACACUCACUACUCAAUCA
Molecule: messenger RNA, 682 nt
Organism: Scutellospora calospora
Lineage: Eukaryota; Fungi; Glomeromycota; Glomeromycetes; Diversisporales; Gigasporaceae
Source: the annotation of a GenBank genome assembly